Molecule: messenger RNA, 912 nt
Organism: Bipolaris victoriae FI3
Lineage: Eukaryota; Fungi; Ascomycota; Dothideomycetes; Pleosporales; Pleosporaceae
Exons: 2
Coding region: 1-912 (303 amino acids)
Molecular function (GO): heme binding; oxygen binding
Source: RefSeq, a predicted model, not a curated record
AUGGCGACACUACAGAAUCAUCGGCCGAUGCAGCAUAUAGAUCGGAGGGAGCUUUAUACCAGUCUCGAGGCACGGAUACAAUACCUCCAUUCGUUUCUCGACUUUAGUUCACGCGACAUGGAAGCACUGACGAGCGGGGCCAAGUACAUCAAAGCGCUCAUCCCCGCGGUAGUCAACAUUGUGUACAAGAAGCUUCUGCAGUACGACAUCACAGCACGGGCGUUUGAAACGCGAUCGACAUCGUACCAGGGGCGCGUAGACGUCAGCAACCUCGACGAGAACUCUCCGCAGAUUCUGUACCGCAAAAUGUUCCUGCGGGGCUACCUAAACAAGCUCUGCAGCGACCCGUCGACCAUGGAGUUUUGGGAGUACCUGGACAAAGUAGGCAUGAUGCACGUGGGGCAAGGGCGGGCGCAUCCGCUGCACGUCGAAUACGUGCACAUUGGCGUGACGCUGUCGUUUGUUCAGGACAUUAUUACGGAAGCGGUGCUGUCGCACCCACGGCUGAAGAUGGAGCGCAAGAUUGCGCUUGUCAAGGCGCUGAGCAAGGUGAUUUGGAUCCAGAACGAUCUGUUUGCCAAGUGGUAUGUUCGCGACGGCGACGAGUUUGCAGAGGAGCGAUUGGUGCCCGAGGUUGAGCCUGAAGGCUAUCUGCACGGCAAACCUGUCUUGCGUGAAGGUAGUGGUGAGCGUGAGAGUGAGAUUGAAGAGGCCGACAUGGCGGCGGGGUCGUGUCCGUUUAAGAAUUUGGCAGGCAGACCGAGUCUGGGGAAGGAUCAUCAGGAUGCGCAGUAUGGGGAAAUCGUGAUAGAUACCGCAGAGGCGCCGAGGGCUGCAGCAUCGACGACAUCACCAGGCAUGCGGGGGUUUGUGCAGAGCGCCAUGGCACGGGCGGUGGGGAGCAGUGCUUGA